Molecule: messenger RNA, 1987 nt
Organism: Terrapene triunguis (Three-toed box turtle)
Lineage: Eukaryota; Metazoa; Chordata; Testudines; Emydidae
Gene: GPATCH4
Product: G-patch domain containing 4
Exons: 7
Coding region: 76-996 (306 amino acids)
Biological process (GO): regulation of ribosome biogenesis
Cellular component (GO): nucleolus
Molecular function (GO): nucleic acid binding
Source: RefSeq, a predicted model, not a curated record
GCACAGGGAGGCCUGGAAGCUGCAGGGUUCAAGUAGCAUCAAGCUUUAGACUACCGGUAGCAACCAGAGUCCAUCAUGAACGGCGCUCCCAAGAACAAGACCGGGGGGAUGACGUUUGCAGAGCAGCAGUUACAGAGGCACGGCUGGAAACAAGGCAAAGGGCUGGGGAAACGAGAGAACGGCAUCUCUGAAGCCAUCAAAGUGAAAGUGAAAUGCGACACAGCUGGGGUGGGUCACGACCCAGCAGAGCAGUUCACUUUCCAUUGGUGGGAUCACCUCUUCAACAAGUCGGCUGCGAACAUCUCGGUGGAGGCUGGGCAGGAUGGCGUCCAAAUGAAAAAGCUCUCUGAGCAGGACGGGGAAAUCAGCAACAAGAAGCCCCGCAAAGCACCCAGUGCCAGGAGCAUGCUGUACGGCCGCUUUGUGAAGGCGGCAACGCUGACAGCAGGAGGGGAGGAGCCAACGAAGCAGGUUUCCACCUCGGAGAGCAGCGAGGACGAGGAGGAGAAAUUGGACCUGUCCAGUGUUAGGAAGCUGACGGAUGAGGAGCUGGUCCGAGCCUGCGGCGGCCGCACUGCGCACAAGGGAGCCCGUCACGGUCUGACCAUGAGUGCCAAGCUGGCCCGGCUCGAGGAGCAAGAGCAAGCCUUCCUGGCUAAGUACAGCCAGAAGGAGGAGCAGAGAGGCGGCGCCCCAGAGCGUCAGCAGGAGGCAGUGGCGGGUGCCUCGGCCCCGGAAAACAGCAACCCGGCUGAGAGGCGGCAGAAAGCCAAGAAGAAAAAGCGGAAGAGAUCCAAAGAGAGGGGGGGUUGUGCCGAGGAGGAGGAGGAGAGGCGGGCCAGGAAGAGGAGGAAGAAGAAAAAGAAAGAGAAGGGGAAAGUGGCGAAGGGUUUGGAGAGCGAGUUGCCGGACUCAAGGGAGCAGCCUGAGGGGAAGACGGACCAGGACAGCCGCAGGGAAAGGGCCAAAAAGAAGAAAAAGAGGAAGGGGCAGUGAAUGGGGGCUCAUCCUGUUUGAGGGGGGUGCCACCCUCCGGCCUGCUAUGAACCCGCCGCACAUUCAUCUCCUGCUGCGGGGCCUCUUCCCAGUCACUCAGCAACCGCGCUUUAGCCCACGUUUCCCACCCCCGCUUUGGCUGCAGGGGUUAACGGGCCGGCCCUCUUACCCAAGGGGGCCGCUCUGUGCACAAGUACGUGGGUGGAAAGACAUGGCUAGUGUCCGACUGCUGGAAAAGAGCCACUGGGGAGUUUAUAGCCGGGGUGGGGGUUUUUCCUCCUCCAGGAUCUAACCCUGAUGCUGCUGGAGCCCAGCCGGAAGCAGAUGCUCUUAGGGCUUGUCCACACAGCAGGUUACUGCGUGAGGCACUUUCAGUGCAUUGCAGCAGCGUCCACACGGGAUGUUACUGCGCAGCAGGUUCACCGCACAGUAACGUGCUGUGUAGACAAACCCUUUGACCCCGGACAAGGCGGAGCAAAGAGGAGACUAAAAAUACCCCUCACAGCACUGAUCACAACCACUGAACACGGCUCUGCCCUGCAAGGGAAUCAGCUGAUCACGCCACUUGUGAAUAACUCAAUUCUCCAGCUUUUGCAUCCCGUUUCUGGCUGUUGCGUCCCAUGAGGGGUUGAAACCCCAGUAGUGGCGGUGGGAGUUUUGCUGCGGACUUCACGGGGCCAGGGUUUCACCCGCUGUAUGUUUGCAGCAUGGGUCAGAUGAGAAGAGAGGGAAGGAAAGGCCAAUGCAGAGAGAUUUUUAGUGUCAAUAAAUCUUUUAUUGCAGAGAAAAAACAAGGUGGAUUUUAUAUACACAUCAGCGGUGGCUACAGCUGUAAAGCCCAUGGAACGCAGGCCCUUCCGUGUGUAGUAUAUUAAACAGAGUUCACGUCAGAGCUUCGUUUCUAGACCCACCUGUAACUCCCAACAAAUCCACGCCCCCCCUUUUAAUGAACUUUAACCCUUUGGUUCUGAUCCAAAGCCUCCCGCCGACG